AUGCAGCUUGAUGUCUAUCGCUGCGACGCCUACAAGUGCCACGGUAAUGUACCAAAGGACUUUGGUCACAAAGAAUACUUCCGAGGGCACCAGAAACGUUUGCAUGGAGUUUCGAACGGACAAGAGAUUGACGAAGCGUUUCAGCGUUGUCGGAUUCAAAUGCGAAACCCGCCACUUCAAAGUCUUUGUGGAUUCUGUGGAGACUCUUUCCAUGGAGCGAGCAGCUGGGACAGAAGAUUGCAUCAUGUUGGGCGCCACCUGAUGGAAGGAGACCAGUUGGAAAAGGAAACUGAAGAUGUUUUCCUAAGGAAUUGGGCUCUUGAGGAAGGUGUCCUGGAGAUCGUUCACGAUAAAUUUCAAUUAGUUGGACUGGCCAAUGUGCAUGAGGCUUCAUAA
Messenger RNA from Penicillium malachiteum, 396 nucleotides. RefSeq lists its product as uncharacterized. The transcript has a single exon. The record is from RefSeq and is a predicted model, not a curated record. Bases 1 to 396 code for a protein of 131 amino acids. NCBI's taxonomy places the organism in Eukaryota, Fungi, Ascomycota, Eurotiomycetes, Eurotiales, Aspergillaceae.